Cylicocyclus nassatus is the source of this 957-nucleotide messenger RNA. Lineage: Eukaryota; Metazoa; Nematoda; Chromadorea; Rhabditida; Strongylidae. The record is from the annotation of a GenBank genome assembly.
AUGGAUUCGAAAGCUAUAACCAAGUGGCUACGAGAAAUAUCUGCUGAGUCAGAUUCACUGAAGCCUUUCGGUGACGAGCUAAUAGAGAUGACUGAAGAGCUGUUCGUUCGCGAGCUGACAAGCACAUUGAGCGGAGAGUUGAGUGGAUAUGAAGGAGGUGUUAGUCCAUGGCGAUACAUGGGCAUUAAAUCUGAUGUGGACGACAAUCAAAAAUGGAUUGAGGUUGAAGAAAAUUAUUUACCAGUUUGUGCACUUUGGUGUGCUGUGGAAGACCUGGCAAGAUUAUUUAUCACCACACUGUCUGGAAAGGAUCGCCGUGAGAAGUGGGAGCGAUUACUGGAAGAAUUUCACAGCUACUUGAUGCAGUAUUUAAUGUAUAUAGGAGAGCUUCCGUUCACUAUUGUACAGUUCGUGCUUACUGUCGUAUGCGAUGAUGUUGUUGUCGAUGAGAAGGCUACUGUUAUUGGUUCUGAGCUAGGGGCAGAUGUGGUGAUAUACUUGCAACAAAAAAGCAAAAGUGUCGGAGGCUGGAGCGAUCUUGAAUACAAAACGAGCUUGGCGAGUAGGGCCAUGAUUUACUUACAAUGUACGUAUGACAAGCUUAAAGACGAUGAAUUCUCUGGAGAUCCCACUGACGAAUGUAAGAAACACCACCUUGGAGAUGCAGCGCUACUGUACGGCCUCUGGAGAGGAGCCGUUACAUUACCAAAGGAAGUCGUAGAAAAUGUAGAAACUUACUGGAGUAAUGGAGGAGAAGGUGGUGGUGAAUCUGUCUUGAACGCGGCGAUUGAAGACGCAAAGAAGAAAGGUGGAGAUGGCGUCGGCUGUGCAUACUAUUAUGAUUCAUUUGGCAUUGCCUACGAUACCGAGCCUGAGUACAAGGAAGACGGGGAGAUCGAGCGAAAGGAAGGCGGGGACCCAGUCGGAGAUGUUGCAUGUGUUUUUGGAUCCAAGUAA